GAUUUGUGUAAAAGGAGCUUUAUGGAAUCACACGAAAAGUAUUAGUAACUGAGAAGCUGAAAUCCAAUAAUUAGUGGCUUUCUGAAUGUGGGUUCCAGUUGAUUUGAGAUUUGAGCUAUUGCCCCCAAAGCCUAAUUUGUAAUUACAACUUAUCCUAAGCUUUACUAGAGUAAUUUUAGAGAUGCAUUUCAGAAACCUUGAGGAGUAUUGGUCAUUUUACGUGAACCAGCACAGCAAGGCUUCAACAAGGCGCUGGCAUUUUUGUGGUACACUUGCGGCUGGUUUCUUUCUGAUUGCAGCUAUUUUGUUUAGAUGGUGGCUGGGAUUUUUGGUUCCCAUCGUUGGGUAUGGACUGGCUUGGUACAGCCAUUUCUUCAUUGAGGGUAACACUCCGGCCACAUUUGGGCAUCCUGUCUGGUCAUUGUUAUGCGAUUUCAAAAUGUUUGGUUUGAUGCUUACGGGUCAAAUGGACCGAGAAAUCAAGAGACUUGGGAAAAGGCCUAUAAUGCAGGUUUUAUAAGAUUCAAGGCUUUAGUUAUACAUACAUUAGGGGUCGUAGUCUGGUCAGUUUGAUUGAAUUAAUCUCCUUGCCUAGGGCUUCUCAUGCCAAACCACUCUUCUGUUCAAAAAUAGAAAUUGUAAUUGAUGUAGAAAUUUGUAGUGUUACAUUGAAAUGCAUGGUAAAAGUACAUAUGCUUUAAGAUGGAGAUAGCUGUAAUUGAUGCCUAUAUUCUAUGGAUUUUUUAAGCUCUACGAUUUUCCAAA
Molecule: messenger RNA, 765 nt
Organism: Cryptomeria japonica (Japanese cedar)
Lineage: Eukaryota; Viridiplantae; Streptophyta; Pinopsida; Cupressales; Cupressaceae
Exons: 1
Coding region: 182-520 (112 amino acids)
Source: RefSeq, a predicted model, not a curated record